AUGAGGUCUUGUACCCAGGGUGGAAUUGGCGAAUGCUCGACAUCGGCCGUGAAGGGAUUCCCCGAUGCCCUGGGCGCUAGCACGGAGCUGGCAGACGACGACGACUAUGACAAAUACGUGAGGCAUCACGCGCAACAUCGGUCGCGGUCUUCGCCUUCACGGUCGCGAGCAUUAGAACCGCCAGAGUCGCCCCGCCAGCGCAGUCCAUCUGUGUCGCCUGACCGCCGCAGACAUCCAAAUAAUUCAGAACGGGCUGUAUCUCCAUGUUUGUUUCGAUCGGCUUACUUCUCCCCACGGCCACCGGCGGCGCCACUUUCUCUGGUGCUGCGCAGACCACUAACGCCUCUCGAGCCCUACACACCCUCACCACGGCCUCAGAAGCCCCAACAAACUACACAAAACCACAUAUCAAGAAUACCUAGAUCCCUGGAGUCACACAGAACACCCAAGUCUCUUCGUCGUUCAACUCAACGCAGGCGUGGCAGACGCACCGUUAAUCUUAUACUACGAGAGUUGAUGUCAACGCUGCCGUUGCCAGUUACGACAACCCCCUCCACCGCCUUCAACGCUCCGGUCUCCGCUGCGCAGGCGCAUGAUGUCCGCGAUGUAGCUGUGCAGGCUAUCACAACGUAA
This is a messenger RNA of Amyelois transitella, 633 nucleotides long. RefSeq lists its product as uncharacterized. The transcript has 5 exons. Lineage: Eukaryota; Metazoa; Arthropoda; Insecta; Lepidoptera; Pyralidae. The record is from RefSeq and is a predicted model, not a curated record. Bases 1 to 633 code for a protein of 210 amino acids.